Molecule: messenger RNA, 927 nt
Organism: Cuculus canorus (common cuckoo)
Lineage: Eukaryota; Metazoa; Chordata; Aves; Cuculiformes; Cuculidae
Gene: SPACA6
Product: sperm acrosome associated 6
Exons: 9
Coding region: 1-927 (308 amino acids)
Biological process (GO): fusion of sperm to egg plasma membrane involved in single fertilization
Source: RefSeq, a predicted model, not a curated record
AUGUGGCAGUGGGUGGUCCUGGCAUCCUGUCUCCCUGGGGUCCACCCCUGCCUGGCCUGCUUUGGGGGUCCUAUUUCAUGGGCCCAGGUCUGCCAUGCCAUUACUGGGGCCCCUGCCGAUGACGACCGAUUUCAUCUCUGCCUUGAGGAACUUACCCUGAUCACUGAGCCACUCAACGCUGUCACUGUGGCGUCAGGGCAGUACAAGGCACUUCGGAAGAUAAUCAUGGAUGCUCGGUAUUUUCUGGACACGCAGCACCACCUGAGGCCCUUUAAGAUGUCUCUGCAGGAAGCCACAGAUGUAAUUUUUGUGAAGCUGAGACAGCUGGAGGAAGGUCCAGCCUGCGUGCCUCCCUGUGGGUACCAGCCAGCUGCCCGUGUCUUCCAGUGUGCUACCUGCCGCCACGUCGACUGCCAGUUUCCCCUGGACUGUCCAGUGCAGGACAUGUUGGCCCGUGUGGAUGAAACCAUCACAGUGCUCUGCAAUGUGUCCUUCGCCACCCCCCAGGAGCUGCCCGUCACCUGGAUGUUUGCCAACGAUCUGCGCACACAGGAUCUGAUGCUGUUUGAGGAGCUACAGGGGAGGGCGGAGAGAGCUCUUGUUCUGAAACUCCGGGACCCCACUUCAGGAACCAUUGCCUGUCAGCUGGGCAACCUUUCUGAGCCGGUGGCCCGCAAGUACUUCUACCUCAACGUGUCCGGGAAAAGCCUGGAGGCAGAGAGGGGGCUCCAGGCUCAGUUCAGAGCUGUGCUGCGCUGGCCCAUCGUCAGGACACCCUGGUACUACAAUGGCCAUCUGGCAGUGUUGGAGAUACCCAAAUAUCAGCAACCCGUGGUCGUCCCUCACAUCUGGACAACAGGGUCCUUCAGGGGAUUCCAGAUGCCUGGAUUCACCUUAGAGGAACUUGACAUGUGGAUCCACCCCUGA